AGGUUAAUUCCUCAUUAGUAGGCCCGAUCCCGACUGUAAACAUGGCAUCUUUGAGAAGUUUGAUUCUUGCGGUGCUGCUUGCGCUGCUCUGCUCCUUCCACACCCCACUGGCUCCCACUGCCAAGGCGCAGGAUCUGCCAUUCCGCUCUGAGCAAGGUCUGGUCGCUGACGAUGAUGAUGAUGAUGAUGACGAUGACGAUGACGACGACGAUGACGACGACGACGACGACGAUGAUGAUGACGAUGAUGAUGACGAUGAUGACGACGAUGAUGAUGAUGAUGAUGACGAUGAUGAUGACGAUGAUGACGACGAUGAUGAUGAUGAUGACGAUGAUGACGAUGAUGACGACGAUGACGACGAUGACGAUGACGAUGACGAUGAUGAUGACGAUGAUGACGAUGAUGACGACGAUGAUGAUGAUGACGAUGACGAUGACGACGAUGACGACGGAGACGAUGAUGACGAUGAUGACGACGAUGACGAUGACGACGACGACGACGACGACGAUGACGAUGAUGAUGAUGACGACGACGACGACGAUGACGAUGAUGAUGAUGAUGAUGAUGAUGACGAUGACGACGAUGACGAUGAUGAUCAUGAAGAUGAUGACGAUGAUGACGAUGAUGACGACGACGACGAUGAUUAUCACAAGGGCUCUGUGUGCGCAUAUUGUGAAUUCUGUGAGCACUGUGACAGCUGUGACAAAUGUCCUUGUGAAGAGGGAGACAAGUCUGAACACUGUGAUGACUGCAAGAUGUGCAGUUUCUGCCACGUGUGUCCUAUUUGCAAAACUGUUUGCCAGCCUGGAGGUUUUCUUGAUGAAGUUACUGGCUCAAUCUACAAGACUGUAGCUGAUGUCUUUGAUGAUGAUGAUGACAACUGAACCCAACCAUAUGUUGCCACCAUGUGGCCAAACUAAUAUGUUUCACCUUCACUACUGAUUUUCAUUGUUAUUUUUGUCUUUUUCUUUGAGAUCAUUAAACGUUUGCUCACCAAUGGCUGAAUAGAAAAUGUUAAAA
Messenger RNA from Micropterus dolomieu (smallmouth bass), 1020 nucleotides. Its product is annotated as secreted acidic protein 1A. Gene Ontology annotation, molecular function: calcium ion binding. NCBI's taxonomy places the organism in Eukaryota, Metazoa, Chordata, Actinopteri, Centrarchiformes, Centrarchidae. The record is from RefSeq and is a predicted model, not a curated record.